Messenger RNA from Pterocles gutturalis (yellow-throated sandgrouse), 1350 nucleotides. It is a transcript of the gene CHRNG, whose product is annotated as cholinergic receptor, nicotinic, gamma (muscle). Gene Ontology annotation, biological process: regulation of membrane potential; chemical synaptic transmission; monoatomic ion transmembrane transport. The transcript has 10 exons. NCBI's taxonomy places the organism in Eukaryota, Metazoa, Chordata, Aves, Pterocliformes, Pteroclidae. Gene Ontology annotation, cellular component: neuron projection; synapse; postsynaptic membrane. Gene Ontology annotation, molecular function: transmembrane signaling receptor activity; acetylcholine-gated monoatomic cation-selective channel activity. The annotation marks the transcript as partial. The record is from RefSeq and is a predicted model, not a curated record.
AAUGAGCGGGAGGAGACCCUCACCACCAACGUUUGGAUCGAGAUGCAAUGGACCGAUUAUCGCCUGCGGUGGGACCCUGAGAAAUACGAUGACAUCCAGCUGCUGCGGGUGCCCUCCACCAUGGUCUGGCUGCCCGACAUCGUCCUGGAGAACAACAUUGACGGGACAUUCGAAAUCACCCUCUACGCCAAUGUGCUGGUGUCCUUCGAUGGCAGCAUCUACUGGCUGCCCCCCGCCAUCUACCGCAGCUCCUGCUCCAUCCACGUCACCUACUUCCCCUUCGACUGGCAGAACUGCACCAUGGUCUUCCAGUCACAGACCUACAGCGCCAACGAGAUCAACCUGCUGCUGACGGUGGAGGAAGGUCAGACCGUGGAGUGGAUCUUCAUCGACCCCGAGGCUUUCACAGAGAACGGUGAAUGGGCCAUCAAGCACCGUCCCGCUCGGAAGAUCAUCAAUUCGGAGCAGUUCACCCCUGAUGACAUCCAGUACCAGCAGGUCAUCUUCUACCUCAUCAUCCAGCGCAAGCCACUCUUCUACAUCAUCAACAUCAUCGUGCCCUGCGUGCUCAUCUCCGCCAUGGCCGUGCUGGUCUACUUUCUGCCCGCCAAAGCGGGCGGGCAGAAAUGCACCGUCUCCAUCAACGUCCUCCUGGCUCAGACCGUCUUCCUCUUCCUCAUUGCCCAGAAGGUGCCCGAGACCUCCCAGGCUGUGCCCCUCAUUGGGAAGUACCUGACCUUCCUCAUGGUGGUGACCGUGGUGAUCGUGGUGAACGCUGUCAUCGUCCUCAAUGUCUCGCUGAGAACACCCAACACUCACUCCAUGUCCCAGAGAGUGCGCCAGGUGUGCCUGCACCUCCUGCCCCGCUACCUGCACAUGCACAUGCCGGAGGAGGCACCGGGGCCGCCACAAGCUGCCCGGAGACGCAGCUCCCUGGGACUCAUGGUGAAAGCCGAUGAGUACAUGCUCUGGAAAGCCCGGACUGAGCUGCUCUUCGAGAAGCAGAAGGAGAGGGAUGGGCUGAUGAAAACCGUGCUGGAGAAGAUCGGUCGUGGCAUGGACAGUGGCAGUGUCCAGGACUUCUGCCAGAGCCUGGAGGAGGCUGGCCCCGAGAUUCGUGCCUGCGUGGAUGCCUGCAACCACAUUGCCAAUGCCAUGCGGGAGCAGAAUGACUUCAACAGCGUGAGUGGAGGCUGGGUCCUGAGGGGACGGGUAAUCGACCGCGUCUGCUUCGUCGUCAUGGCCUCCCUCUUCGUGUGCGGCACCAUCGGCAUCUUCCUCAUGGCUCACUUCAACCAGGCGCCCGCCCUGCCCUUCCCCGGGGACCCCAAGCCAUACCUGCCGCAGUGA